Molecule: messenger RNA, 837 nt
Organism: Talaromyces proteolyticus
Lineage: Eukaryota; Fungi; Ascomycota; Eurotiomycetes; Eurotiales; Trichocomaceae
Product: glucose 1-dehydrogenase
Exons: 4
Coding region: 1-837 (278 amino acids)
Cellular component (GO): cytoplasm
Molecular function (GO): oxidoreductase activity, acting on the CH-OH group of donors, NAD or NADP as acceptor
Source: RefSeq, a predicted model, not a curated record
AUGCCUACUGCAUUUAUUACAGGAGGAGCCUCCGGGCUCGGCAAAGCCACGGCUGAAAUGCUCGCGAAGAAAGGUUUUAAAGUCUUUAUUGCUGAUCAAAAUAAAAUCAAUGCUGCAAAUGUUACUGCUCAGUUGAACACACAGGGCCAUGUUGCUUCCUUCGCAGAGACGGACGUGUCGGACUGGAGUAGUCAAGCUAAGGCGUUCACACAGGCAGUCCGUACAUUCAAACGUAUUGACUAUGUUUAUGCCAUUGCGGGAAUCAACGAAAAAAGGUGGUUAACAAAUGACAUCAGCGGAGAAUUUCAGCCUCCAGACCUGACAGUCCUUGAUGUGGAUGCGAAAGGUUUGUUCUAUACAGUCGCGCUUGCUGUCCAGCAGUUCCGCCGGCAAGAACUCAACAGUGAUGGCUUUCGUGGAAAAAUUAGCGUUGUAGGCUCUGUCUGUGGUCUCUACUCCUGCCCAACCAUCCCGGUAUAUACUGCCGCGAAACACGCCAUUACGGGCUUCGUCCGCAGCUAUGGUACAUACCUCCCAGAAGAAUAUAUCACGAUGAACGCGGUGUGUCCAAGUGUGGUCCGCACAAACAUGUCCACGUCGGCAUUCUACGACAGCCUAGAGAGCCAAGGUGUCAUGACACCGAUGCAUGGUGUCCUGGAGACGUUCGAGAAGUGGCUUGGUGUAGACAAGACGUCAGGCAUUUGCUAUGAGGUAGGGCCCAACUACGAUAAACUGGGAGCCCUGGAGACGGCCCAACCACCAUUCCCGGACGAUGAGAGCGCUCUGGUAUUUGAGAAGUUGUAUCAUAGAGGAAGACCGCUGCAGGGGCCCUUAUAG